Molecule: messenger RNA, 2215 nt
Organism: Apis dorsata (giant honeybee)
Lineage: Eukaryota; Metazoa; Arthropoda; Insecta; Hymenoptera; Apidae
Gene: eIF2Bepsilon
Product: translation initiation factor eIF-2B subunit epsilon
Exons: 2
Coding region: 264-2195 (643 amino acids)
Biological process (GO): biosynthetic process
Cellular component (GO): eukaryotic translation initiation factor 2B complex
Molecular function (GO): guanyl-nucleotide exchange factor activity; translation initiation factor activity; translation initiation factor binding
Source: RefSeq, a predicted model, not a curated record
AUGAUCAGUGAUGACAGAUCUAUGUUAAACAUGGUUUAUACAUCGAGACUAUAUUUUGAACAAUAAAAAAUAACAAUAAAAAAAAAAAGAAAUAUAUAAUUAUUUAUAAUUAUAAGUUAAGUUAACAAAAUAAAUUUUAUACUUAAAAGAAUAUAAAAAUAUAUAAUUGAAAAUUUUUAGUAAAUAAUAUUAUUUUGUAUCUUAUAUAAUGAAUAUCUUGUACUAAUUAUUCUUUAAAAAUUAUAUAAAAUUUGAAUAAUAAAAUGAAUACAAAAAUGACAAAGAAAGAAAUUAUACAAGCUGUAGUACUUGCAGAUGAUUUUUUAACAAAUUUAACACCAGUACAAAAUAUAUUUCCAAGAAUAUUGAUGCCCAUAAUAAAUAUUCCACUUUUAGAUUAUUUAGUGGAAACUCUUAUUAAAUCUAGAGUACAAGAAUUAUUUCUUUAUUGCAGUAAAUAUGUGGAUUUAAUAAAAAAAUAUAUCAAACAUAAAAAUUGGUCAAAAAUAUCAAUUUCUUUAAUUGUAUCAGAUGUUUGUACUUCUCUUGGAGAUGCUCUUAGAGACAUUGAUACAAAAGGUUCAAUACGUAAUCAUUUUAUACUUAUAAGAGGAGAUGCAUUUAUUAAUGCCAAUCUUACAAAUCUCUUAAUAAAUCAUUGUACAAAACUAAACGAAGAUAAAGGUGCAACAAUGACUAUGGUGCUAAGAAAUAUUGGUUCUACAAAUCAAUCUUUUUUAAAGCAGGAAACAUGUUUAAUAGUUUCUGAUAAAAGCAGUAAAAAAAUUUUACAUUAUAGUAAACUAAGAAAUGAUGAAAAAAAAAUAAAAUUAGAAUUAAAUUGGUUUUUGAAUCAUAGUGAAAUUGAAAUUAACACUUGUUUUUUGGAUACUCAUGUUUAUUUAUGUUCUCCAUCUGUACUUCCAUUAUUUUCUGAUAAUUUUGACUUUCAAACAAUGGAAGAUUUCAUUCGAGGAGUAUUGAUAAAUGAAGAAAUUUUGAACUCUCGAAUUUAUUGGCAACAAUUAAAUCCUAAAGACUAUAGUUUGCCAAUUGUAUCAUGGAAUGCAUAUCAUAUUUUGAACAGAGAUAUUUUGAACAGACAUAGUUUUCCACUUACACCAAAUGCUAUUCCAUUUUUAAAAGAUUUUAUUUAUAUGCCAAGAUGCACAUAUAAACAUAGAAGUGCAACUCUUGCUAAAGGUUGUAUAUUAGAAAAAGAUAGCAUAUUAUGCCAAAAUAGUAUACUUGGAAAUGAUACUUUUGUUACAAGAUCAAUUAUUGGAAAUAAUUGUUUAGUAGGAUCUAAUGUAACAAUUAAGAAUUCUUAUAUUUUAUUAAAUAAUAAAAUUGAAGAUAAUUGUUAUAUUACAAACAGUAUAGUAUUUUCAGAUUGUAUUAUUAAACAAAAUGCACAAAUAAAUGGAUGUAUAAUAUGUCCUAAAACAAUUAUUGAUACUCAAAUAGAAUAUAUUGAUUCUAUUAUAGAAUUAAAGAAUAAUAAAAUUUCUAUAAAAAAAAUAUCAGAAAUUAAUAAAGAUAAUGAAUUUCAAUUUUUCAAGAAUUGUGAUAUGAUAGAAUGUGAUAAUUAUUCUACAGAUACAUCAAGUAUUGAUGAAGCUUCUGAAUGUAAUUCACCAAUUCCAGAUGAUACAAAUAUGUUCUUAUCUGAAGUUAUUGAUAGUUUACUACGAGGUUUUCAAGAUAAACUUAACUGUGAUAAUUUAAUUUUAGAAAUAAAUUCAUCAAGAUAUGCAUACAAUAUUACCAUGAGCGAAGUAACAUAUAAUGUUAUUAAAGCUAUAUUAAGUUUGCCUUUUCAUUAUCUAUCAGAAAAGAAAGAAACUACAACUAAUCAAAAUUAUCAAAGAAAUUUAAAAAUUAUGGUAACAUAUUUUUAUCCAAUUAUCUCAAAUUAUAUUAAAACAGAAGAUGCGCAAGAUGAUUGUUUACAUGCAAUAGAGGAGAUAGCAAGUACAACUCAAGAAUUAUUACCAUUUUUACAACAUUUGUUGCAUAUGCUUUAUGAUAAAGAUAUAUUAUCAGAAGAAAAAAUUUUAGAAUGGUAUGAAUCUGAUGAUAAAGAUAUUGAUUCUUUUGAAUUUCAAAAAAAUAAAGUGAGAACUGCAAUAAAACCAUUUAUUAAAUGGUUGAAAGAAGCUGAAGAAGAUUCUAGUGAAACUGAAAAUGAUUAAAUAUAUAUUAAAUUUAUAAU